Messenger RNA from Carlito syrichta (Philippine tarsier), 5493 nucleotides. RefSeq names its product non-SMC condensin II complex subunit D3 (gene NCAPD3). Gene Ontology annotation, molecular function: histone binding. The coding region runs from base 451 to 4950 and encodes 1499 amino acids. Lineage: Eukaryota; Metazoa; Chordata; Mammalia; Primates; Tarsiidae. Gene Ontology annotation, biological process: meiotic chromosome condensation; mitotic chromosome condensation. Gene Ontology annotation, cellular component: condensed chromosome, centromeric region; condensin complex. The record is from RefSeq and is a predicted model, not a curated record. The transcript is spliced from 36 exons.
CAAGAGGCUGUGAGGCCUCGCUGGAGCUGAGCCCUCAAUCACCCCGCUCCUCGCCCGCCCCCAACACGGCGCCCGGGUCUGGCAGACGACGCUAGGGGAGGGAGGUCCCGGGGGGUUGACUCACCGAUCUGCCCGAUGAACUCGAUCUUGAUGCCCUGGUGCUCCAGUCGCUUGUUGGGGUUCUUGAGCGCAAGGCUCACCUUCCCGGAGACAGUCUCCCCGUCGUAGAAGAGGAAAUAUUUCUCCUUCUUCCCGUCCUCCGUCUUGUGCUCAGCCCGCUUCCUACUCUCUGCAUCGUUCAGAAGGAUUUCCACCUCCACGCUCUGCCCGAAGCCGAAGAAGCUCAUCUCACCGCUGGGCCGGGCUGGUCUCGAAACGUCUCGGAGCGCGCGCGCGGGAGCGAGCUUUAAAAGUUGAGCACGGCGGAGGCGAGCCGGUGUCUCAGUGAUCAUGCUGGCGCUGCGGGGCCUGGGGAGCAGCCUGCAACCCUGGUGCCCAUUGGAUAUCAGUCCCGAAUGGGUAGACACAGUGUGGGAACAGGAUUUCACAGAGACUGAGCCCAUAGAUCCCAGCAUAGAAGCAGAGAUCACAGAGACUGGACUGGAUGCAUUUACAAACCUCUAUCAAAGUGUCUUUCCCUUUGCUACAGAAGAACAUGGAUCUCUGGAGAGUAUCUGGACCUUCUUCAUUGAGAACAAUAUUUCCCACAGUACGCUGGUGGCAUUAUUCUAUCACUUUGUUCAAACAGUUCUUAAGAAAAAUGUCAGUGUGCAGUACCGAGAAUAUGGACUUCAUGCUGCUGGGCUUUACUUUUUGCUACUAGAAGUACCAGGUAGUAUAGCCAAUCAAAUAUUCCACCCAGUGAUGUUUGACAAAUGCGUUCAGACUCUAAAGAAGAGCUGGCCUCAGGAAUCUAACUUGAAUCAAAAGAGAAAGAAGGAACAGCCUAGGAGCUCUCAGGCUAAUCGAAGGGAAAAUAGAAAAAGAGGAAGACCCCUCAGGAAACAGGAUAUUGAGAUGGAUGAAAUUAUAGAAGAACAAGAAGAUGAAGAGAAUAUCUAUUUUUCUGCCCGGGAUCUUUCUCAAAUUCGAAAUGCCAUCUUUCACCUUUUAAAGAAUUUUUUAAGGCUUCUGCACAAGUUUUCCCUGAAAGAAAAGCCACAGUGUAUACAGAAUUGUGUAGAGGUCUUUGUAGCAUUAACUAAGUUUGAGCCAAUUCUUCAUGAAUUUAGUGUUACACAAGCCAGAGACCUUAACCAAGCAAAAUGCAUACCAGAACUAGCCUAUUGUGGAUUGUAUUUGCUGUGCUCCCCAAUUCAUGGAGAAGGAGAUAAGGUUAUCAGUUACAUUUUCCGCCAAAUGCUCAAUGUAAUAUUAAUGUUGGAAGUAGGCGAAGGAUCCCAUCGUGUCACCCUUACUAUGACUUCCCAAGUCAUCAACCGUAAAAACCAGGCAAUCCAGUUUAUCAGCUCACUUAUGGAUGAACUAAAGGAAAGUAUAUUUCCAGUCGUCCUUAUCUUACUGCAGCACAUCUGUGCCAAGGUGAUAGAUAAAUCAGAGUAUAGGACCUCUGCAGCCCAGUCUCUGGUCCAGCUGCUCAGUAAACUUCCUUGUGGGGAAUACACUACAUUCAUUGCCUGGCUUUACAAAUACUCACGAAGUUCCAAGAUCCCACACCGUGUUUUUACUCUUGAUGUUGCCUUAGCUCUGUUAGAACUGCCUGAAAGAGAGGUGGAUAACACUCUCUCCUUGGAGCAUCAGAAGUUCCUAAAGCAUAAGUUCUUGGUGCAAGAAAUUAUGUUUGACCGUUGUUUAGACAAAGCACCCACUGUCCGCAGCAAGGCACUGUCCAGCUUUGCACACUGUCUGGAGUUGUCUGUUACCAGUGCAUCAGAAAGUAUCCUGGAACUCCUGAUUAACAAUCCUGCAGUUUCAGGAACAGAGAGCCACUCUGGUACCUUACCGAGGACCUCAUCAGUUUUUUUAUAUCAGAGGCUGACAUCUAACCCUUCUGAACCCUCAAGUGAGCUCUUCAUAGGCAGCAGUGGUGAAACAGUUGGAACUGGUGGAAGAUGUAUUAUGGCAAUGCUGAGAAAGAGGAUCAGGGAUGAGAAGACCAAUGUGAGGAAGUCUGCACUCCAGGUGUUAGUGAGUAUUCUGAAACACUGUAACAUCUCGAAUAUGAAAGAAGACCUGUCGAUUCUGCAGGACCAGUGUCGGGACCCUGCAGUAUCUGUCCGGAAGCAGGCCCUUCAAUCUCUUACUGAACUCCUUAUGGCCCAACCCAAAUGUGUCCAGAUCCAGAAAGCCUGGUUGAGAGGGGUGGUCCCUGUGGUGAUGGACUGUGAGAGCACUGUGCAGGAGAAGGCUGUGGAAUGCCUUGACCAGCUCUUACUGCAGAACAUUGAGCAUUACAGUAAAUUUCAUGCUGAGGACAACAGCCAGGUGCUUGCUUGGGCACUUCUUGCUCUCCUUACCACAGAAUGUCAGGACCUGAGCUGCUAUUUAAAUAAAGCUUUUCGUAUCUGCUCCAAGAAAGAUAAAUUCUCAUCUACUUUUAUGAACAAUAUGAUCUCUUACACUGGCACAGAACAUUCUGCACCAGCCUGGAUGCUGCUCUCCAAGAUUGCGUGCUCAUCACCCAGGCUGGACUACACCAAAAUAAUAGAGUCCUGGGAGAAAAUCAGCAGUCAGCAGAAUCCUGAUCCAAACAUCUUAGGACAUAUUCUGUGUGUUAUUGGGCACAUUGCAAAGCAUAUUUCUAAGACCACCCGGGACAGAGUGAUUGAUGGUGUCAAGCAUAAGCUGAAUGGAUUUCAGUGGUCUCUAGAGUUGAUCAGUUCAGCUGUUGAUGCCUUGCAAAGGCUUUGUAGAGCGUCUGCAGAGACACCAGUGGAAGAACAGGAAUUACUGAAGCAGGUGUGUGGGGAUGUGCUCUCCUCCUGUGAACACCACCUUUCCAACAUCGUUCUGAAAGAGGAUGGCACAGGGAAUAUGGAUGAAGACCUGUUGGUGAAGUACAUUUUUACCUUAGGAGAUAUAGCCCAGUUGUGUCCAGCCAGAGUGGAGAAGCGAGUCUUCCUUAUGAUUCAGUCCAUCCUGGCUGCUUCUGCUGCUGCAGACCAUUUACCAUCCUUUCCAUGUGGCAGUGAUGCUCCAGCCUCUCAACCACCCUCCCAGGUCAGAGGCUCUGUCAUGCCUUCUGUGAUCAGAGCACACGCCAUCAUUACCUUAGGUAAGCUGUGCUUACAGCAUGAGGAUCUUGCAAAGAAGAGCAUCCCAGCCCUGGUGCAAGAGCUUGAGGUGUGUGAGGAUGUAGCUGUCCGAAACAACGUCAUCAUUGUGAUGUGUGAUCUUUGCAUUCGCUAUACCAUCAUGGUGGACAAGUACAUUCCCAACAUCUCCAUGUGUCUGAAGGAUUCAGAUCCGUUCAUCCGAAGGCAGACACUCAUCUUGCUUACCAAUCUCUUGCAGGAAGAAUUUGUGAAAUGGAAGGGCUCUCUGUUCUUUCGAUUUGUCAGCACUGUGAUAGAUUCACACCCAGACGUUGCCAGCCUCGGGGAAUUUUGCCUAACUCAUCUGCUGCUGAGGAGGAACCCUGCCAUGUUCCUUCAGCACUUCAUCGAGUGUAUUUUCCACUUCAAUAACUAUGAGAAGCAUGAGAAGUAUAACAGGUUCCCCCAGUCAGAGAGAGAGAAGCGGCUGUUUUCACUGAAGGGAAAGUCAAACAAAGAGAGACGAAUGAAAAUCUACAAAUUUCUUCUAGAGCACUUCACAGAUGAACAGCGAUUCAAUAUCACUUCCAAAAUUUGCCUUAGUAUUCUGGCAUCCUUCGCCGAUGGCAUCCUGCCCCUGGACCUGGAAGCCAGUGAGUUACUCUCAGAUACAUUUGAGGUCCUCAGCUCAAAGGAGAUCAAGCUUUUGGCAAUGAGGUCCAAGCCAGACAAGGACCUCCUUAUGGAAGAAGAUGAUGUGGUCUUGGCAAACGUAGUCAUGCAGGAAGCGCAGAAGAAGCUCAUCUCACAAGUCCAGAAGAGGAAUUUCAUAGAAAAUAUUAUCCCAAUUAUCGUCUCCCUGAAGACUGUGCUGGAGAAAAAUAAGCUCCCAGCUUUGCGGGAACUUAUGAACUAUCUCAGGGAGGUAAUGCAGGAUUACCGAGAUGAAGUCAAGGAGUUCUUUGCAGUUGAUAAACAGCUGGCAUCAGAACUUGAGUAUGACAUGAAAAGGUACAAUGAACAGCUGGCCCAGGAACAAGAACUGGCGAAACAUGCAGAUGGUAUCCAGGUGGCUGGAAGCGCCAAUGCUGCCCCAGCAGUGCAGGUUGUUCCAUGUUUAGAAAUCAUGGCAGUUCCUGCUGAUCAAGGAAAUCCCACCACAUCCCCUGCUGUAAACCUGCCCCCUAUACCCGGUCCAAGCACUGGCCUUGCACCAACUUUGUCUCCUGUACCCAAAACUGGGCCGUUGAAGAGGUUGAUGCCCGAAACCAGGCGCAUGUCCCUGAGCACCAUUGCAAUACUGAAUUCUGUCAAGAAAGCUGUGGAGUCGAAUAGCGGGCGUCAGACUCGGAGCUUGGGAGUGCUACCUUUCGCUUUAAAUUCUGGAAGUUCAGAAACAGUGGCCAAUCAGGCAUCUUCAUGCAGCUUGGAGCAAGAGUCUACUGAAGCUAUUGACCAUAUAGCUAAACGAGCGAUCAGUACCCCCAAGAAUACCAUCAGGGAUGUCACAUUUGGAGCGGGGCUCAGUUACAUAGGGUCACCACAGACUCCUUCAUCAGUCAAAGAAAAAGCUGAAGCCCAGAGCCUAGGAAAUGACAUCUUGUGUUUAUCUCCACCUGAUAAACUGCCCCCACAGCCUCAGCAGUGGAAUGUGAAGUCUCCAGUCAGGAACAAAGACACCCCAGCCCCCAGUAGGAGGUCCCUCCGAAAGACCCCCCUGAAAACAGCCAACUAGAACAGUGCAUCCCAAUGAAUAUACUGGAGGGCAACAGCCCUCCAAACAUUCUCAUUUCCUGCACAUGGAAGGCAGACAAAUCACUUCCCAUACACCUUAAGUGAUGCUUGAUGGGGAAGGCCAGCGCUCUUCCUCGGGAUCCCAGCUCUGUUAUUCACCUGUGUUUAGCUGCCUAACCUUUCAUAUUUCUCUUUAUGACAUCUGUGGUUAAAAAUUAAAAAAAAAAAAAAGAGAGAGAGAGAGAGAUGCCAGGUUUAGAUUUUCUUAUCCUAAACGUAAGCUAUUUAAUAUUAUAACUGUAUUCCAUUUGAAAUUGUCAGGCCUAUUUGGAUGAGCUAUAAUCUGGUGUUUCUGCUUUCUUUUAUAUGAAAUUAAGCCUCUGUUAACUUGUGUGAAUUCCUUACAGUACAUAUUUUCCCAAGUCUGGUGACAAAAUUUUGAUUGUAAUAUUUUUUCUAUUAUUUAUACUUGCAGAUUUUAAAAAAAUGUACAGCUUUCUAAAACAAAGGAAUAAAGAUUUAGCAUAAAUACAUUCUUCCAGUA